Messenger RNA from Mesorhabditis spiculigera, 1659 nucleotides. The record is from the annotation of a GenBank genome assembly. NCBI's taxonomy places the organism in Eukaryota, Metazoa, Nematoda, Chromadorea, Rhabditida, Rhabditidae.
AUGACGCAAAUCCCACCACUCCCCGUCGAGAUUCAACAUCUUAUCAUGAGCUACCUGCCACCAAAAUCACUUUUCAAAACGGCCCUUGCCAGCAGGCAAACCUGGGAGCUCGUGAAGAAUUGUCGACUCAAAUACUUUGAAGAACUGCUGAUCCUCAGAGACACUUCCGUUUCCCUUGUGCCCACGGCAAACGGUUGGGAAAUUGAGGUCUUACACAUCGAAGCUCCCCAGACCCUUCAGAUGCUGUUCACUCACGCCACCCUCGAAAGACUCCGACUUUGCAGCGAUUUUUACUUCACGGGCAUGAAGGCAAGGAACCUGGAAAUCGAUACAGAUCACACGAGGCCGGAUGUUGAUCUCUUGCAAAUAUUUCAUCCGAUCGGGAAGUAUAAUUCGAUCCGCGUGGCCGGACUCGAAAAUCCGAGCCUGGAAUUCAUCGAAUACAUCAAUGAGAAUUCGCGAGGCUUCGUGGUGGAUAGAGUGCCGCAAUUCCAGAGCUACCAGGGGGCAAGGACCGAGUUCCUGGAAUUCCGAGCCCAUCCGGAUGAGGAGCCAGCGGACCGGCUACCUUGUGUCUACAUGCGGGAUUGGGUGGAUGGGAAGCGUGACUUUACACGAUGUCGAUUCAUCGGAUGGCCAUACGAGAUUAUGAUGGAUAUGAUAAUGCUACAAGUCGAACUUGAGGAAGAGGCCGUGUUCUACCCGAAGCCAAGGCAGCGAUUACCAUUGCUACGCAUCGGCAGUAAGGACGGAGAAUGUCACGUCGAAAUCGAUACCCUCGCCGAGUACUCGUCGCACCGGAUGCCGAUGCUCGCCCCAAAUCUCCCACCCGAAAUCCUCCACCAAAUCCUGAGCUAUGUGGACCCGAAGACGUAUUUCAAGAUGGCGUGCACGUGCAAAUACAACUGGAAAGCGGCCACAAUUCGAAGCAAAAGCUGGGACUAUCGCGUGAUCUACCGCCAGGAUUCGGUAACGAUGGUGCACGCAGACGCUGAUCGAGAUCUGCCGAUGAUUCAUAUCGAGGGAACGAAGUGUCUGAAAGUACUCUUCACCAACGCCACCGUCCACACGAUCGUCUGCGAUUGGCCGCGCCUCUCUCCGGGAAUGAAGGCGAAGAACGUCGAGCUAACCCAAGGAUUUGCGCAACCGCAUUUGCUGCUGAUGCUAUUAGCAGCAAUGAAACCACCCGGAAAGUUCGAUUCCAUUCGUGUGUCACAAUAUGAAGACCCGUCCCCAGUUUUCAUCGAAUACGUCAACGAGAAUUCGAAGGGAUUUGUGGCAGAUAUGGUGGUGAAUUGCUGGAAGUACCAUGAGAUCAACACGGAAAGUAUCGAGUUUCGCGCCGACCCGACGGCCUGGCCCACCUGGGAAUCGCCCAGUCGAUUCAUUGAAGCUUGGCGCUAUGGGGAUCGAGAUUUCCGGCGUUGUCGAUUCGUCGGAUGGUCGCCGGCGGUUGUUUGGCAUGUUCUUAGCAAACUCGAGGACUUGGAUGCUAGGCAGCAAGCUAGACAAGGAAAUGGUCGCCGCGACGGCGAGCCCGGCUCCGCGCCGAUGAUCCGUGCCGGCCGCGUCAACGCGGAUUCCGUGAUCGAAUUCGAUACGACGAAAACGAUUUUGAAGAUUGUAAUGGAGGACCUCGGCGUUGCCCAAGCUUCUUAU